GAUGAUGUGGUAAUAAGGUUUUCUACAUUAAAAAAAUUUUUUUAUAUUUCGGAUGCUCUAUUCAGUUUAAAUAUUUCGGUUGUGACUAAUGAAUUCUUAAAUAAAUUUGACAGUUUUGAAUUAAGUAUCACUUAAAAAUUUAAAAAUGAAUUUCCUUGGGCACUGUAGAAAACUUAUUACAAGAAGAGGAAUCUGGUUAUCCCGAAGAUGCUACUCAAGAAUAGAACAGUUGAAAACCGAAAGACGCAGUAUGUGUCCCACAGAUUUAAUUCGACGAGGGGCCGUAUUCGGUAUUUAUUAUGACCCUAAGAAUACCGUUAAUCCCUAUGGGAAAUUAACAGAAACUGCUGAGAAGUUCAAUCAAAGAGUAUGUGGUCGUAUGGAAGAAAUGUUAUUUGUAGCUGGUAUGCCUGUUAAAAAGGGAGAAAUACGAACACUGUUCGAUCUAGAUCCUGAUUUAUGCGCUAUUGUUAUUGUUGGACUUGGCGAAGAAUGCCAAGGUUACGAUAUUGCAGAGCGUAUGGACGAAGGAAAAGAAGCGAUCAGGCAAGCUGCAGCCUUGGGCUGUCAAGAACUACAACGGCUAAACACAAAAAUAAUUUACGUUGAGAGUUUUGGCCAUGCUGAAUCUGCAGCAGAAGGUGCAUCACUUGGAUCAUGGAUUUAUCAAACUCACUUGAGUAAAGAAAAACAACUUAUUAUCCCAGAUCUCAUUUUAUACGAAGAUUGUGAUUGGACUGGAUGGCAAAUUGGGCUACAAAAGGCAGCAGCACAAAAUUUAACGAGGCAAUUAAUGGAAACACCUGCCAAUGAAUUAACACCGUCAAUGUGUGCUCAAAAUGCUGUUGAAAUUUUAUGUAAAUCUGGUAUCAACGUAGAAGUAAAAGUAAAAGCUUGGGCUGAAACGUUAAACAUGAAUGCCUUUGUAGCUGCUUCAAAAGGUUCAUGUGAACCACCAAUAUUUUUAGAAAUAAGUUACUACGGUGCUCACAGAGAAGAGCGGCCAGUAGUAUUAAUUGGUAAAGGGUUAACAUUCAAUAGUGGCGGUAUUAAUUUAAAAUCAUGCGAUGGAAUGAGACUAAUGAGAGGCGAUAUGGCAGGUGCUGCUAAUGUAAUUGCUGUAUGUAGAGCAGUAGCAUCAUUAGAAUUACCAAUAAAUGUCAGAGGUUUAAUACCCUUGUGUGAAAACAUGCCUGGUUGUUCCGCCAUGAGACCUGGUGAUAUAGUACAUGCAAUGAAUGGUAAAUCCAUCGAAAUUGAAAAUACCCGAAAUGCAGGCCGUUUGAUUUUAGCUGAUGCAUUAGUUUAUGCUCAAACAUUUUGGCCACGAUUUAUUUUAGAUGUUGGUACAAUGACAGAAGAUGUAUAUCGUGGAUUGGGUACAGGUGCAUGUGGAGUAUUUACAAAUUCUGAAACACUAUGGAAGUAUAUGGAAGCUGCUAGUAUGCAUACUGGUGACAGGGUAUGGCGCUUACCAUUGUGGAAUCAUUUCACACAUUUAAUAACACAUCGGGAAAAUGUAGAUGUGAGAACUCAAGGUGAUGAGUAUGGUGAAUCGUGCAAAGUAGCAGCUUUCCUAAACGAAUUCGUACCAUGUGGUGAAUGGAUUCAUUUGGAUACCUACGGAGUUAUGUAUGAAGAUGGUGAUGAUCCUAAAUAUUUACGACAAGGCAUGUCUGGACGACCAACCAGAACAUUAAUUGAAUUCUUAUCACAAAUGGUAUGUCAAAGGCCCGACGAAGAAAAGCCAAACAAACCUUGUUAGUGUCCGUUGGUAAUUAUUCCACUGUACCCCUUGCACUUUACAAUAUCAUUGUCUACAUUAACCACAUACACAUUAACUGCAGCCGAAAUAGGUCAGAGCGUCAUGUUUUAAUAUUGUCCUAAAUACUGUGAUUUUAUUUUUUUUUUGCAAUGCAUCAGCUGUAUAGAUUGUAAAUUUGUUGUACUUGUUUUAUUUCAAACCAAUAAUUAAAAUGUACAAAAUGAA
This is a messenger RNA of Chrysoperla carnea, 1990 nucleotides long. RefSeq names its product cytosol aminopeptidase-like. NCBI's taxonomy places the organism in Eukaryota, Metazoa, Arthropoda, Insecta, Neuroptera, Chrysopidae. Gene Ontology annotation, molecular function: manganese ion binding; metalloaminopeptidase activity. The record is from RefSeq and is a predicted model, not a curated record. Gene Ontology annotation, biological process: proteolysis. The coding region runs from base 146 to 1765 and encodes 539 amino acids. The transcript has 2 exons. Gene Ontology annotation, cellular component: cytoplasm.